AUGUCUGGAAGGGGAGAUAACACUGUGAGAAAUCGAGAUCCAGCACCCAUUCAAAUCACUGCUGAGCAACUUUUGCGAGAUACAAAAGAACGUCAGUCUUCUGAAGUGAAAACGCCUAUUCAGAAGAUUCAAAACUCGGAGGAAUUGGCCGAAUGGAGAUUUCUUCAGCGUCGUCACUUUGAAGAAGGUAUAAAGAAUCAGAGACAGCACAUGGGAAACUACAUAAAAUAUACAAAAUGGGAAGAGAAGCAGGAUGAAAUUGAGAGAUCCCGAAACAUAUAUGAACGUGCAUUGGACGUCGAUCCGACAGCUUAUUCUGUGUGGAUAAAAUAUGCGGAGUUUGAGGUGCGAAAUCGCAACAUCAAUCAUGCUCGCAACGUAUACGACCGAGCUGUAACGAUUCUUCCUCGUGUGGACCAACUUUGGUAG
Blastocystis hominis is the source of this 429-nucleotide messenger RNA. RefSeq lists its product as hypothetical. The coding region runs from base 1 to 429 and encodes 142 amino acids. Gene Ontology annotation, biological process: mRNA splicing, via spliceosome; spliceosomal complex assembly. The transcript is spliced from 4 exons. Gene Ontology annotation, cellular component: U2-type catalytic step 2 spliceosome; precatalytic spliceosome; Prp19 complex. Gene Ontology annotation, molecular function: protein binding. The record is from RefSeq and is a predicted model, not a curated record. NCBI's taxonomy places the organism in Eukaryota, Bigyra, Opalinata, Blastocystidae.